ACAGAUAUUAUUUCCCGGGUGGGGAGGGGGUUGCACGUAACACUCUCCCCUCUUGUGCUGUGUUUCCCAUUAGCAGACAUCUCCUGUUCCGACUCCUGAAAAGACUCUGCAAACUUGUUUACUCUCUGGAGAGCACAAAAGAAAAGGGGGGUGACUUUGAAUUGCAGCCAUUGCUGAGGGGCAGGGGAAUUGCCUGGGCUUGUUAGUCUUCCCUUGCACUCACUCACUCGCUCACUCGCUCACUCACUCGCUCACUCACUCACAGGGGAGCGCGCAGGAUUGGUGGCACUGCAGGGAAACAACACAGGGAUGGGGGUUACGUUUGCGCAGAAGGAGAACAUUUUUUAAAAAUAGCAACGGGAAGGAACUUAACCCCAGUCGUCCUGCACUGACAGCUAGAGCCGUGCGCAUAAAGCAGAUUUGUUCUCGCUCUCUUUCCCUUUAUUUUAUAGUAACGGGUUGGGUGGGUUAGAAAGUAAACUUUGCUGGGACAGGAUAUUUGGCAAUGGAAGAGGCGCAUGUAAAGUCCCACUGACAGGAUGAGUAAAUACUCCCAGUCUCCUCGCAGAUACUUCAUGCCUCCGCUCACCAACUAUUCUCCAUCUCCUUUUUGCACGGGAACGUUCGGAUCUCGCUGGGCUUCAUGAAUUCGCUGUGGAUCUUAAACAUUUUGCACUCAGAGAGAAUGAGAUUUCCUUGGUGAUAAAUGAAUAGCCCUUAUGCCCAAUAUGAGCUGGAGUUUUUUAACCCGUCUUUUAGAAGAAAUUCACAAUCACUCCACCUUUGUGGGGAAGGUGUGGCUCACAGUUCUGAUCAUCUUCAGGAUAGUCCUGACGGCAGUAGGAGGGGAGUCUAUUUAUUCAGAUGAACAGAGCAAGUUCAUGUGUAACACUAAGCAGCCGGGCUGCGACAAUGUCUGCUACGAUUCCUUUGCUCCGCUUUCCCAUGUUCGGUUUUGGGUCUUCCAGAUCAUCAUGAUUUCUACCCCUUCUGUAAUGUAUCUUGGCUAUGCAAUACACAAGAUUGCCAGGUCUGCAGAAGAAGAACGCAGGCACAAUUCAUGUAGGAAGAAAAAGUCAUGUUCCAAAUGGCAGACAGACCAAAAUGUUGAGGACCCAGAAGAUGAGGAAGAGGAACCUAUGAUUUAUGAUGGCCCAUCAGAGCCAGAGAAAGUGGAAAGCAUAGAAAAAGAAUGUAAAAAGCACGACGGUCGUAGACGUAUCAAAGAGGAGGGAUUAAUGAAAAUUUAUGUUUUCCAGUUGGUGGCAAGAGCAAUUUUUGAAGUGAGUUUUUUGGUAGGCCAAUAUUUUUUAUAUGGGUUUGAAGUCUUGCCCUUUUUUCAGUGCAGCACUAGACCAUGUCCUCAUAUGGUUGACUGCUUUGUGUCACGACCAAAAGAGAAGACAGUUUUUCUCUUAAUAAUGUAUGUGGUGAGUUGCCUUUGCUUGUUGCUCAAUGUCUUCGAGAUGUUGCACCUUGGCGUUGGUACUUUAAGAGAUGCUCUUCGCAGCAAGAAAACUUCUAGAAACAAACAUCCCCCAUACAACUAUUCUUAUCCUAAGAACAUCACUUGUCCUCCAGAAUACAACAUGGUGGUCAAAUCGGACAAGUCUACCAAAAUCCCAGUAAGCCUUAUGGCGCUGGAACAGAACUUGGCCAACGUUGCUCAAGAACAAAACUGCACAAGCCCAGACGAAAACGCCCCUGCUGACCUUUCUGCUUUACAUAAACAUUUGAGAGUUGCUCAGGAACAAUUAGAUAUAGCCUUUCAGAGCUAUAACACUCACGUCAAUGGCCAUCCUUCCAGGACGAGUAGUCCAGCUUCUGGUGGGACAGUGGUGGACCAGAACAGAGCCAACACUGCUCAUGAAAAGCAAGAAGCUAAGCCCAAAGCCAGUAGUAAAGCCAGUAGUACCAGUAGUAAAGAAGGAAAAACCUCCGUAUGGAUAUAAACAGAACUUCAAAUAUCAUUGCUGCAAAUGCGCUGGUUUCAUAAGUCCCACAAAAAGGAACAUGGCUUUUCAUUAUUUGCUUCAUGGAUUAUUUUUUUUUUAUUUUUUUUUUAUAUUAUUUCAUUUUUAACAGUAUUCAGUAUUCAUGGUUCUAACUAUAAACAGACCUCAGUUUUUACUCAACAUCAAGAACUUUUAUCUGUGGCUGGGCGGAACCAAACCAUAACAACAUCUCCAUAUCUCCAUACAACGUGGUCCUUUCCUUUUCCCAAAGACUGGAAAGUAGACUUAAAUAUCCAAACCAUCAUUGGAUAGAACGUGGAUGAGAAGAGUAACCAAAGGAUAUCUUAUGUGUAAAAAUGUCUUGUAACAAAUGGCCUUUAGAGUAUUGACUUGUUACUUUGUUAAUAUGUUUUGUUUUUUUUUAAUUAUGUUUUUAUUGUUUUCCUUUUAAAACAAAAGUAUGAAUAUGUUUAACAGGUGAAUGACUGUAUUAUCACAGUUUUUUAGUCGGUGUAAAGCAAAAAAUGCUUUUCUACUAUCUCUUCCAAGCCCAUUCUCAGAUGUAUAUUUAAUGCCAAAUAGGAAACAGCCUGUGUUUUACUUGAAGCUGAAAUUAAAAUGUUCAUCACCUUG
This is a messenger RNA of Xenopus laevis (African clawed frog), 2588 nucleotides long. RefSeq names its product gap junction protein gamma 2 L homeolog (gene gjc2.L). The record is from RefSeq and is a predicted model, not a curated record. Gene Ontology annotation, cellular component: gap junction; plasma membrane; connexin complex. Gene Ontology annotation, biological process: cell communication; cell-cell signaling; transmembrane transport. The transcript has 2 exons. Bases 720 to 1952 code for a protein of 410 amino acids. Gene Ontology annotation, molecular function: gap junction channel activity. NCBI's taxonomy places the organism in Eukaryota, Metazoa, Chordata, Amphibia, Anura, Pipidae.